Molecule: messenger RNA, 2656 nt
Organism: Anolis sagrei ordinatus
Lineage: Eukaryota; Metazoa; Chordata; Lepidosauria; Squamata; Anolidae
Gene: TC2N
Product: tandem C2 domains, nuclear
Cellular component (GO): nucleus
Source: RefSeq, a predicted model, not a curated record
UGUGGCUUCUCUUGAGCGCUUUGCUUCCUUCUUUCCUUCCUUUUUGCCCGCGGCGCUGGAAGGGAAGGAAGGGAAGGAAGGGAAGGGACUGAGGAUGGAGGAAGCUGGCCGGAGAGAGCGCCAGGCUCAGGGCUGAUAUCUGCCUCACCUUUAUGUAUUCCAUCUUGUGUUCAAAGCAGUAAUGGCAAAAGAAUUCAUAAAAAACUGCUGCAGAGGCUGUCUGUAUAUUGGGAAAGAAAAGAAUGAUGCUUCUCUGGAGAAGGAGUCUGAGGUUACAGACAAAUACAAAUCAAAUAUUGUGGAGAAACCACCUUUGUCUUCUGUGCCGGUGAAACGGCAGGUUGGCUGUUCAGAAGAUUAUCUUCUCUCCAAGCUCCCUCCAGCUGGCCAGGAAGUACCCUUUGUGGUCCCUCAAUUCAAACUUGCUUACGUCCAGCCCAAGAACCUGGGUCAUUCAUACCGUGGAGGAGUUCAAGGUUCUGCUGUGGCAUCUUUUGGUGACCGAAAAACAGAACUUUCCAGUGCAUACCAACAGAGACCUCUUGUUGAUGUGGUGUAUAACCCAUUCUAUAUGCACCACCAGCCGCCACCACUUUCUCCAGACUUGGUACGAUGUUGCCCAGAAAAAAUGGACAAUAGGAGACUGUAUGGGUCAGUUUGUGACUUGCGGAGCAGCACAUUGCCAGGCUCAUCCUCUUUUAGCCAUUCUAUGUUUGAUCUUACAAGUCCACCUCACCAUUUUAUCCAGCGAUACGACUCAGUGUCUAGUGUUCCAAGCAGCACCUCCUCCAUGAAGGACUCACAAGGUAGUAACAGGAGUUUAGAUACCAUUACAUUGUCAAGUGAUGAAAGAGAGUUUGGCAGGCUUCAUGUGAAGUUGUGCUAUCUUCUUCCUGUGGAACAAAUCUGGAUCACAAUCUUACAAUGCAAAGAUCUGAGCUGGUCCCCAAGCUGUGGAGAAAAACCCUACAUUUCCAUCAAGGGAGUCCUUACACUGCCCAAGCCAGUUCAUUUUAGGUGUUUGGCAAGAGAAGCUUCCAAUGACAUAGCAUUUGUGGAAACCUUUGUGUUUGCUAUCAAAUUGCAAUUCCUGCAGACUGCAAGACUAGUGCUCAAAGUACAAGCUCAGACUCCCAGGAAAAAAACCCUAGGAGAAUGCACUUUGUCACUGCGACAGCUCAGUUCACAAGAAACCGAGCACUGGUUGGUGAUCACACCUCCUUCCAAAGCUUCAGCAAGUUCUGCAGAACUGAAAAUAGGCACCUGUUUCCAAGCAGUAAACAGCCGGAUCCAGUUGCAAAUUCUUGAAGCCCAGAACCUUCCAAGCUCAUCCACACCACUGUCUUUAAAUUUUUAUGUAAAGGUUUCGAAGCUUGGCACUGAAGGACUGAUCGAUAAAAAAAAGACCCGACUACUGAAAUCUACAAAUGGUCAAGUGAAAUGGGGGGAAACUAUGAUUUUUCCAGUGAACCAGAAUGAAUGUGGUAUAAACUUUCUCAUCAGACUUUACAGCAGGACCUCAGUGAGAAGAAAACACUUUGUUGGACAGGUCUGGCUAAGUAGUGAAAGUAACAGUUUUGAAGCAGCUGCUCAGUGGCAAGACACAAUUACCAAUCCAGAGAAGGUUGUUGUCAAAUGGCACAACGUCAGUUCAGCAUGCUGAUGGUUUGGUUGGUUCUUUGGCUUGUGAUCAGGACUUUAGCCAAAAGACUUUUAUAGAUGUUUAAAACAAAGAGCCAUUAAUUAAGAGAAAAGGACAUAUGGACUGCACAGUGCCACUUCUGGAGAGGAAAAUUUUGUGCUAGAGAAAAUUGACAACAGGCAAAAUCCUGGAAAUAUUAAUGGAAAUCAGAGCCCACCUUUGUUUGUGGCCUGAUUAACUGACUGGUUUUUAUUGUCUGUAAUGGUUACCAAUGGACUUUUUGUAUAUUUAUGUUCAUCUUAGAAAAAAACUGGGAUGAUUGUAUAUUUAUGUUCAUUUUGGAAAAAAGUUAAUAUUCUUAGAUUUAAUUCAGCUUAUAUUUUGAUUGAUGAUUCUUCAGGAAGACUUUCCCCCUUUAUUGUUUUGAAAAGAGUGCCUUAGCUACUAUUUUAUUUCUCAAGCUUUGGAAGAGGAUGCACUUGCUAGGGCUACCUUCAUGGUGAACAGACAGAGGCAAAAUAAGCAGGAAGGACACAGUGUUUUAAAAACCUUGAAAUAAAACUCAAACCAUGCAUGCUUGCCAUGAUGGUGUUGGAAUUUAAAGGUUGGAGGGAAGAGAUAGAAUGGCAACUCUUGCCAUGUUGAAGUAAUUUAACACAAUUCUACACUGAAAUGUGGAGUUACUGUUUUUGCAGCCUGGGUCUAUUGCUCACUCACUAUUGUGAACAGAAAUGUUAAUUUAACAACAGACCCUCCAAGAGGUGGGUGUUCUAAAUCGGAAACAAGUAGAGGACAAGAAUCAAGACUAUGAUUUAAAAGUCUCUAGUCAGAAUUCCAUAAUUUAGUGUCCUUCAGAUUCGUCAGGCCUUAACCUCCAUCCCUCCUGACCACUUGCAACAUUAAUAUGGAGUGAUAGCUUUUAGAGAGCACAUCCUGUUCAGAAAGUUAUGCCAAUUGUUGUAGUUUAAGUUUAAGAGAGUGUAACAUCUUGAGAAAUAAACCUUCUCAUCCCUA